UUUCCCCUGACUAACUUAGCCUGGACCUUCGCUUACCUAACACAACCUAGCUCCCGAGGUCGUGCAUCCUCUUCAUUGGCGACAUAUCUCAGGUACCGUCAAGUCCAUCCGCCACGCCAUGAACUCUGCUGGCUGUCAUCGUCGUCCUUGUUUAGGUACUUGGAUAUGCAUGGCCGAGUCCCGUGUUUCAUCUGGGCACGCCACCGCUGUGUCGAAUCCUUUCUCGUUUUGCCUUCCUUGUGCAUCCUGCCUACAGAUACCUCGCCUUCGUGUCCAACCACCUCGUCGAUGCAUCAGGCCUGCACUUCGUCUCGCAGCCAGGUUGUGUCGUAUCGUUGGCUCAACCCAACAAGUUCGUGCGUUGUCAUAUAAUCCGGGACCGCAGUACUGUAGGAGUCCGAAGACUCACAAGGUCAAGUCCGGUACGUCAAGGUUUUGGAACUUUGAGAUCCACCCAGUCAUGGAACUUGAUGUCUGGAGGAUCAUGGCAUCUCAAACCGCCGGUGGUCUUGUGCGUCCUGAUACUUUGGUGGUCCAUGGGCCUCACAGAUGGACCCAUCGCAGCCCUACUGUUAUCCAUUUCCCCCGCAGUCUCUUAUCGUGAGUGGCACAACGUCGUGUCUUGCCGAUAAAUACUCGUCAAACAUCCCUAGGACCCUAAUUCUUGGUUGAAGUGCUUUCUACGACUGCAAUGUAAAAGCCAGAUCCACAUCUCAUUGGUGUGUAUGGG
Molecule: messenger RNA, 730 nt
Organism: Pseudovirgaria hyperparasitica
Lineage: Eukaryota; Fungi; Ascomycota; Dothideomycetes; Acrospermales; Acrospermaceae
Exons: 2
Coding region: 119-604 (161 amino acids)
Source: RefSeq, a predicted model, not a curated record